Rotaria sp. Silwood2 is the source of this 978-nucleotide messenger RNA. The record is from the annotation of a GenBank genome assembly. NCBI's taxonomy places the organism in Eukaryota, Metazoa, Rotifera, Eurotatoria, Philodinida, Philodinidae.
AUGGCUAUGUAUAAUUCUUCUGCUCACGACAAUCAACAUGAUACCGAUAUAACUAUUAUAAAGUCUUUGUUAUCAUCUGAUUUUGAUAAUGCAUCAACAAGUACUGAUAUACCUGUUCCAAAAGAUUCACAACAAGCUCAUGAAUCUUUCAACACAACUUCACUAACAACAUCAAAUGUUGUAUAUGAUCAAAAUAAUCCAACAAAUUCUGAUGGUAGCCGUGAUUAUAUAUGUAUUCAACAUGAUUUACAAGAAACUACUAAACAACUUGAACAAAUUAUAAAUUACUAUCGACAAGAUCUUAAACAGGAAUCUAAUACACAAUUAGAUUGUAAUCGGAACUUAAUAACACGUCUUGUUGAUAUUAUUCGACCAGUAUAUUCUUCAAAUCAAGAAAAGAUGAAAGAUUUAGAUACAUUAGUUGUCGAAAUAGUGGAAUUACAUGAUAAAAGAUUUAUUGAACAAAGAGAAAAAAAUGAAGAACUCUACAAUGAAAUUUCACAUUUAAAAAAAAGGAUGAUAACAUUAGAAAAUGAUAAUAAUAUUAGUAGAGAAAUCUACCAAAUAAUUGAUUCUGAAGAAUGGAUGCAAAUACAAGAGGAAACAAGAAGACUUUACAACUUAGUUGAAAUGCAACUAAAUCAAAUCAAUGAACUUACCAAACUAUUAACCCAAGAAGAUAAAAAUGAAAAAAGUCAUACAACUACGUGUUCAAUACCACCAUUAACUCGAGAAUUACAAAAUAAUAUUAAAAAAAAAUGUUGCAUGUGUAAUCAUGAAUAUCCUACAACAAGUAGUGAAGUUGAAAUACAUAAUCAUAUUGCAAAUUGUUUAUCUACAGUAAACGUUGAUAGUCUUAAUGUUUCUGUCGAACGAGUAGAAUUGAAUUGUCCAUUUUGUGAUAAAAAAUUAUUAAACAAUGGCGAUACAACUGAUCUUGAACAUUUGACAAUAUGUUGUAGUCAAUUGUAUGUUUAA